UUACAGAUACUGUAAAAACAAGCCUUACCCCAAGUCCCGCUUCUGUCGGGGUGUCCCAGAUCCCAAGAUCCGGAUUUUCGAUCUGGGUCGUAAGAAGGCGAAGGUGGAUGAGUUCCCACUGUGUGGCCACAUGGUGUCUGAUGAGUAUGAGCAGCUGUCUUCAGAAGCUCUGGAAGCUGCCCGUAUUUGUGCCAACAAGUACAUGGUGAAGACCUGUGGUAAAGAUGGCUUCCACAUCCGGAUGCGCCUCCAUCCGUUCCAUGUGAUCCGCAUCAACAAGAUGUUGUCGUGUGCCGGCGCUGAUCGGCUGCAGACUGGGAUGCGAGGAGCCUUUGGCAAGCCCCAGGGCACAGUUGCCCGGGUGAACAUUGGGCAGGUUAUCAUGUCAGUAAGGACCAAGACCCAGCACAAGGAGCAUGUCAUUGAGGCCCUGCGCAGAGCCAAAUUCAAGUUUCCCGGUCGUCAGAAGAUCCACAUCUCGAAGAAGUGGGGUUUCACCAAGUUUAAUGCGGAGAAUUUUGACGACAUGGUGGCGGAGAAGCGACUGGUCCCUGAUGGGUGUGGGGUGAAGUAUGUGCCGGAGCGUGGACCCUUAAAUGUCUGGCGAGCCCUGCACGCAGUCUGAGCUCUCGCUUUUACCAUUAAAAGGAGUAUCUUGAUCCCCAGAA
Messenger RNA from Hemiscyllium ocellatum (epaulette shark), 668 nucleotides. It is a transcript of the gene rpl10, whose product is annotated as ribosomal protein L10. The transcript is spliced from 5 exons. Gene Ontology annotation, biological process: translation; ribosomal large subunit assembly. Gene Ontology annotation, cellular component: ribosome; cytosolic large ribosomal subunit. The record is from RefSeq and is a predicted model, not a curated record. Gene Ontology annotation, molecular function: structural constituent of ribosome. NCBI's taxonomy places the organism in Eukaryota, Metazoa, Chordata, Chondrichthyes, Orectolobiformes, Hemiscylliidae. The annotation marks the transcript as partial.